Messenger RNA from Thamnophis elegans (Western terrestrial garter snake), 1628 nucleotides. Its product is annotated as interferon-inducible GTPase 5-like. The record is from RefSeq and is a predicted model, not a curated record. The transcript is spliced from 2 exons. Gene Ontology annotation, molecular function: GTPase activity; GTP binding. The coding region runs from base 109 to 1278 and encodes 389 amino acids. Gene Ontology annotation, cellular component: membrane. Lineage: Eukaryota; Metazoa; Chordata; Lepidosauria; Squamata; Natricidae.
CGAGGAGUCUGGCUAUUUUUGAAAAGGGAUCCACCGCAGCCUGCGUAGAGACCUUUGAGAAUUACUCGUUUGAUAAAAGCAAGUAACCUGCGCAGAAUAAAUGCAACUAUGGGCAAUAUAUUUCCAAAAGACGAUGUAAGGAGAGAAUUUGAAGAUUUAAAGAGUGAUUUAAAUCAAGGCAAAAUCCCCCAAGCAGCAGCUGAAUACCAAGGAUUUCUAAAUGAAGUGCAAAACCUGCCACUCAAUAUUGCAGUUGUUGGAAAAGGAGGUGCUGGUAAAUCCUCCUUCAUUAAUGCCUUCCGGGGCAUAAAUGAUGGUGAUGCUGAAGCAGCCGAGGUCGGGAGAGUAGAGGAAACCAAAGUGCUAAGGGCAUAUUCCCACCCCUCUUUUCCCAAUAUAACAUUAUGGGAGCUACCAGAGAUCAGAGCGCGUAAUUCAAAGGCAGCUGAAUAUUUUGAGAAGGUCCAGUUUGAAAGAUAUGAUGUCUUUAUCAUGAUUGUCACCGACCGCUUUACUGAAAAUGAUGCUUUCCUGGCAAAGGAAAUACAAAGAAUGAGAAAGAAGUUUUACUAUGUACGUAGCAAAAUGGAUAUCAGUAUCGAAAGUGAAAAGAGGAAAAGGAAUUUCAACAUGGAGAAAACCCUGGAGACCAUCAGGAAUUAUUGUGAAGAUAAUUUGAAAGAAUCAUCUGAGCUCCCUGUGAGAGUCUUUCUGGUAUCCAACCUGCAUGCAGACAUGCAUGAAUUCCCUCUCUUGAGAGAGACAAUGGCCACCGAACUUCCUGAUUAUAAGAAACACCUUUUAACCCUGGCUGGGCAGGUUUUCUCAGAAAAUAAUUUGAUGGACAAAAAGAUUAAAAUGCAACCGUAUAUAAAGAAGUUGGCGAUGGUAUCUUGCAUUUGUGGAGCAGUUCCUGUUGUGGGUCUCUCUCAAGCUUGUGAUCUUGGAAUCCUGAUGGUUGCACUGAAAUGUUUCCGGAAAGUGUUUGGCUUAGACCAGAGCUCCCUCCGUUUCCUGGCACUUCAGACGGGAAAAGGGUUUGAAGAGCUGAAAUCGGGGAUCCAGAAAAGACCAUUAGUCAGUACAGUCAAUGCACAGCUGGUACUUUGUCUCUUGGUGAAGUCUGGUCUCUGGAUAAUGCCAUCAUCUGCCAAAUAUCUGGGGAUGGUGUUUGGUGGAGUGAGUUCAUUUGCUUUUACAUAUUAUUUCCUGAACAAAUUUCUUGACCGUGUUAUGGAAGAUGGCCGAAACAUUCGAGCACAGUUUCUUAAGUGGUGAAAGUCCCAGUGAAAGAUCCAAUUAGCCAUCCAGCCCCCUUUGAAGAAGAGCAUUUCUUCCAAAUGAGAACAGGGGGAAGCAAAUAAUAAUAUAUUUCAAUGUCUAAUUAGAAAACUUUUCUCCAAUCACCUAUUUUUCUGCUUGCUUUAAUUAUUCUCCAACUGAAGUACUCUUCCCCACCCCCCCGAAAAUAAGACUUCCCCUUACUUUUCCUUCUUCUUUGUCUUUCUUUCUUUGUCCUCUUUUUUCUUUCUAUUUUAACAAUUAUAAAUAAAAUGGUAGUUUUGCUCUUAAGCUCAAAAAUUCCCAAAUUGUUUUAAAAAUAUCAUUAAAAUACUCAAUGAAUACUG